AUUUAUCGGAUGCGCCAAUUUACUUCGCGGCUGGACCUGGACUCCUGCGAUCAGAGAUCUGGAGGGAGGACCAUGAAAGCAACAGCUGCAAUAGCGUACGUGAUUAAUGCCAAUGUUGCUCGCGAGCACAAGCGCAGAGGAGAUGGAGUCAGAGGGGAGGCCUAGAAGAAGACGAGACUGCAUGGCGAAGACAGAGGGCCGGUGGUGACAGACCCGUUGGACCGACGGCCACCGGAAGAUGGUUCACAUGGAAGAAAAUGGAUCAUCUACGAAAAAUUUCAAAAUUUCAAAAGGUCAAAGGAACGGGAAUCCUCAGGCAGCACUUGCUGUUUUGCUUUCGAAGCGGGAAAAAUUGAACGAAGAGCUGAAAAGUGUGGAGAAGCAGGUCUAUGACAUGGAAACAACCUAUCUGCAUGAUUCAAGCCAAUGCGGAAGUGUCCUUAAAGGAUUUGAGGCUUACCUCUCGUCCUCGAAGAAUGCAGGCAACUUGAAAAGAUCUAGGAAGUUCCAGCCUGAGGACAGGCUUUUUUCGCUAUCUUCCGUCACAUCACCUGCGGUGGAGGAGAACAAUGCUGGACGUGAGAAUGAUGGAAGGCCUGAGGGGACCCUGGGUAGAAACAAAUCAGGUGUAGGUCUUUCUUCAAAUGGCCCAGGGAAACAAGCCAAACGGGGCAGAACUGUUCCAAGAGAAGGCAAGAGAAUUAAACAAGGAAAUGAGCAAGAACCAGAAGAAGAUGAAGAUCUGGACCUCGUGCCUCGAUAAAGAUCUGGCCUUCGAUGUGAAGGUUUUAUAAAGAGUGCAGGCAGCUUGCCAACAGAUUACACAGUUGUUAAGAGAUGAUAAGAACUUGAGGACUUUUCAGCUGUAAUUGUAAAUAUCAGGACACAAGGACUCAAACUACAUGGUGACCGACUGACUUGGUGCUGUCCACUGAAAUGGGCUUUUAGUUUCACUCAGAAAUUCACAGACCACGCUGAAAAACUUUGUACAUUCUUCGAUCACAAGUCCGAUCCAGCUUUUCUUCAGUACUGGUAUGAGGACAAGCAAACUGUGAAGCGGUUUGGUUUGUCUGGGAAGGACAGUAAAUUGAAGAUUUUUAGUCUCGCCUGGAUGGGAGAGAUACCGCACUGCAUGGAGUGCCGGCCGUAGCUAGCUCAGUAGACUGACUUUGGGAUAUCAUGAAGCCACUUUCUAAGUGAUGUCGUGCCUACAAUAUGGAGAGUUGUGCUAAAUACAAAAUCAACUUUCCUCUUUGCUCGGUGUCAUUACGCAUCACUUGUGAGAGAGGUUAGAUUAUAUUGUAUGAAUAAGAAAUAAUAUCAACUUCUGGUACUUCAACGGACUCCG
Molecule: messenger RNA, 1348 nt
Organism: Marchantia polymorpha subsp. ruderalis
Lineage: Eukaryota; Viridiplantae; Streptophyta; Marchantiopsida; Marchantiales; Marchantiaceae
Source: the annotation of a GenBank genome assembly